This is a messenger RNA of Impatiens glandulifera, 1377 nucleotides long. RefSeq names its product 1-aminocyclopropane-1-carboxylate oxidase homolog 1-like. The coding region runs from base 1 to 1377 and encodes 458 amino acids. The record is from RefSeq and is a predicted model, not a curated record. The transcript has 4 exons. NCBI's taxonomy places the organism in Eukaryota, Viridiplantae, Streptophyta, Magnoliopsida, Ericales, Balsaminaceae.
AUGGCAGUUAAUUUUGGCAUGACGGGUACAUUUGAGCUCGUUUGUUCCUUUCGUCAAAAACUUUGGCGUGACCAUUUAAAACCACGACUUAAUAAUAAGUCUCCUAAUGUAAAGAUCAAGUCAUGCUUGCCUCAAGCUAUUGACACUUCGGUCUUAAGCUUUCAACCGGUUGGCGAUUAUGACCAUAAGGCCGAGGUUCGAGCCUUUGACAAUCUCAAGUUGGGUGUCCAAGGCCUAGUGGAGGCCGGAAUCACCAAGGUUCCUCGCAUAUUCCUUCAAGAUACAAAAACUUUUCCCCAUAAUCAAAGCUCCCCUAUCAUUUUCCCGGUGAUAGACCUUGAAGGCAUGGACCGGGAUGCGGAUAAGAGGAGGAAGAUUGUUGAUGAAGUUAAAAAGGCAUCAGAGGUGUAUGGUUUCUUCCAAGUGGUCAAUCAUGGGAUCCCGAUAGAAGUGAUGGACGAAAUGUUCGAGGGAGUGCGCGCAUUCCACGAGCAAGAUCCCGCGGAGAGGAAACAAUUGUAUGUUAGGGAAGAGACGAGGAGGUUUGCAUAUAACAGCAACUUCGACUUGCAUUCCUCUCCAGCAGCUAAUUGGAGGGAUACCCUACGGUGCCGCAUGACUCCAUACCCACCCAAUCCCGAAGAAUUUCCUCCCAUAUGCAGGGACAUUGUAAUGGAGUACACACGACACACUAUUAAAUUCAGAGACACGUUGUUCGAACUGUUAUCAGAAGCUCUAGGGUUAGAUCGGGGCCAUUUGAGUGACAUUGGUGUCGGAAAAGGAUUCUUCUUGUUGGGUCAUUACUAUCCAGCUUGCCCCGAGCCAGAUCUAACAAUAGGCACCGCACCCCACACCGACACGGGUUUCAUCACAAUGGUUAUGCAAGACAAAGUUGGCGGACUCCAAGUGCUCUAUGAUGAUGAAUGGCACGAUGUCGAGCCUAUACAUGGAGCUCUUGUGGUCAACAUUGCAGAUCUUCUACAGUUGGUCACAAACAAUAAGUUCAAGAGCAGGACACACAGAGUUUUGGCUCAAAAGAUGGGUCCGAGGAUUUCUGUGGCCACACUAUUUCGAGAGCAUUAUGGAGAGACUAACGGCAAAAAGUUUGGACCAAUUAAGGAAUUAUUGUCCGAGGACAACCCUCCCAUCUAUAGGGAAGCCACAGUUAAAGAGGCGGCGGCGGCGGCAGAGAUUCUUCACGUUUCGGCGGCGACAGAGGGCGAUUCUUCAAAAGAAUCGGUGGUCUUCGGCAGGGCGGCGGCGCAAGGUCUUCGGCAGGGCGGCGGCGCAAGGUAUUCGACAGGGAGUACGCGCGGCGGCUUGUUCGUCGGGGAGAGAGUUGAGUGCGGCGGAGAUGAGAGGAGAAGAGAGAAAUGA